UGCCUGGCUCCAGCCUCUCCUCUCCUCUCCCUCCUCUUCUUCUUCUGUGCGCCUCUUUGGCACGACGCUCGCUGCGGAGGAAGGGAAGAAAGAAGGAGGGAAGGAGAGAGAGAGAGAAGAAAAAAAAAACCCCACGGAAAGCAGGCUCCUGUGCGCGUGCGCGUGGGUCUCCUCUCCACGCGGGUGGAGCGGGGGGACUGCGAGGGACUUUUCCUGCUUCCUGUGGGAGCUCCGCGGCGCCGAGGAUGGCCGGCGAGAAGGGAGCGCCAGAAGCCUUGGAGAGGUGAAGGGGGACACCUCCUUUGGGACCCUCUCCCUUGGAAACGGGCGAAAGGAAACCCCCCUUGGGGGCGUUUGGGGAGACAAGAGACCCCCUUCCUUCCAGCUUCUCCUCGUCUCCCAUCCCCGAGGCGUGCUUUUUCCCCCCCGCUGCGUGAAACGACCUAUUUCCAAGCUUGGAUUGCGUCUCCAAGCGCCUCGAGUCGCAUCUUGAGCGGGACCUUGUUGGUGUUGUCCCCGAGGGAGGGGAAAAAAAAAGAAAACUUGAAAGAAGGGGAGGAGAAAAAGAAAGAAGAGAAAAGAAAGGAGGAGUGUGUGUUUUUGUCUGGUGGGGUUUUUUUUUUGUUUUGGUUUUGUUUUGGUGCAGCUGGAGCCAGAAAGCAUCUCUGGCUUGGACCAAGGCGCGCAUCCUUCCACUCGGUCGCCUCCUCCUCCUCCUCCUUCUCUCUCUCCUGCCAAACAUUUCCAUCUCUCUCUACAUUCAAGAGGAAGGAGGGAAAGGAAGGAAAGGAAGAGGUCUUGGUAUAAAGAAGAAGAGAGAAAAGCCCCAAAGGAAAGAAGGAAGGAAGGAAGGAAAGGAGAGGCAGGAGCCCCCCGAGGCGCAUUUUUGUUGCCGGGUCUCCAGGAAUCCUUUUGCAAUGCCUUGGAAGACUCUCCGCUUGGAAUUAUGUGGAGGUCGACUGCAACCACCACCUUCGCACGGAUAGCCCGCUGCACCUCCUCGCCUUGGCCUCCCUCCUCCUGGCCUUCCUCCUCCUCCUCUUCUUUUUCCUCCUCCUCCUCCUCCCGAGGAGGCCAUGCAGCAGCUGCAGCGGACACCCAGGAGCCCCCCUGGCCCCCUCGGCCUGGCUUCACCCCCCCAAGAUGGCAGCCCCCCGUGAGCCCCGCUCCUGAGCCCGCCUGCGACAUGCCCAACUUUGCCGCCACCGCCCAAGGAGAGGAGGAGGCUACCCACACUCACCGUCCUGGGCAUGGAUUUGGCCAAGAUGGCGCAGGUCUGCUGGCGUCUGCUGGUGCUGCAGGCGCUCCUGGCGGCGGAGUGGACCCCGGUCCACGGGGCAGCGGAGAAGAGGAGCUCCCCGACGGUGCUGAACCUGGCGGUCAUCCUGGGCCGGACGCAGCUGGCCUCGGAGCGGGAGGUGCGGGGCCUCUGGACCCGGGAGCAGGCGGCCGGCCUGGCCCUUGACCUCAACGUGGUGCCCCUCCUGGUCAACCAGACCGACCCCAAGAGCAUCAUCACCAACCUCUGCGACCUGAUGUCCGGCACCAAGAUCCACGGGGUGGUCUUCGGGGACGACACCGACCAGGAGGCCGUCGCCCAGAUGUUGGAUUUUAUUUCCUCGCAAACCUUCAUCCCCAUCUUGGGGAUCCACGGCGGGUCGUCCAUGAUCAUGGCGGACAAGGAUGAGAUGUCCACCUUCUUCCAGUUUGGGGCCUCCAUCCAGCAGGAGGCUAUCAUCAUGCUGAAGUUCAUGCAGUACUACGACUGGCACGUCUUCUCGCUGGUGACCAGCACCUUCCCCGGCUACCGGGACUUCAUUGCCUUUGUCAAGUACACUGUGGAGAACAGCUUUGUGGGCUGGGACAUGCAGGCCAUUGUGACACUAGACACGGCCAUUGGGGACGCCAAGACCACCAUCCAGCUGAAGAAGAUCCACUCCUCGGUCAUCCUUCUCUACUGCUCCAAGGACGAGGCCGCCUUCAUCCUGGCCGAGGCCCGCUCCUUGGGGCUGACCGGCUAUGAUUUCUUCUGGAUUGUGCCCAGCUUGGUGAGCGGGAACGUGGAGGUGGUCCCCAAGGAGUUCCCUGCGGGGCUGAUCUCAGUGGCCUAUGAUGAGUGGGACUACCGCUUGGACGCCCGGGUCCGGGACGGGCUGGGGAUUAUUGGCACGGCUGCCUCUGCCAUGUUGGAGAAGUACUCCUUCAUCCCGGAAGCCAAGACCAGCUGCUACGGACAGCUGGAGAGUGGCGACCGGCCUUCCCAGACGCUCCACAGAUUUAUGAUGAAUGUGACCUGGAAAGGGAGGGACCUGUCCUUCACCGAAGACGGCUACCAGGCCCAUCCCAGGCUGGUGGUCAUCGUCCUCAACCAAACACGGAACUGGGAAAAGGCGGGCAAGUGGGAGAACAACACUCUGAGCCACAAGUUUUCGGUGUGGCCCCGGUACAAUUCAUUCAAUGACAGCGAGCCGGACAACAACCACCUGAGCAUUGUCACGCUGGAGGAAGCUCCCUUCGUCAUCGUGGAGGACAUGGACCCCUUGACAGAGACCUGCGUCAAGAACACUGUGCCGUGCCGCAAAUUCAUCGUCAUUAACAACAUCACCAAGGAAGGGAAGAACGUGAAGAAGUGCUGCAAAGGCUUCUGCAUCGACAUCUUGAAGAAGCUCUCCAAGGCCAUCAAGUUCACCUACGACCUCUACUUGGUGACCAAUGGGAAGCACGGGAAGAAGAUCAACAAUGAGUGGAACGGGAUGAUUGGGGAGGUGGUCAAGAAGCAAGCGGUGAUGGCUGUGGGCUCCCUCACCAUCAAUGGCGAGCGCUCGGAGGUGGUGGACUUCUCAGUGCCCUUCGUGGAAACGGGGAUCAGUGUCAUGGUUUCACGGAGCAACGGCACGGUCUCGCCAUCAGCUUUUUUAGAGCCCUUUAGCGCUUCCGUUUGGGUCAUGAUGUUUGUGAUGCUGCUCAUCGUCUCGGCCAUCGCCGUCUUCGUCUUUGAGUAUUUCAGCCCUGUGGGCUACAACCGCAACCUGGCGCAAGGGAGAGAUCCCCAUGGGCCAUCGUUCACGAUUGGGAAGGCCAUCUGGCUGCUCUGGGGUUUGGUCUUCAACAAUUCRGUUCCAGUCCAGAACCCCAAAGGGACCACCAGCAAGAUAAUGGUCUCAGUUUGGGCCUUCUUUGCUGUCAUCUUCUUGGCCAGCUACACAGCCAACUUGGCCGCCUUCAUGAUCCAGGAGGAGUUUGUGGACCAAGUGACGGGGCUGAGCGACAAGAAGUUUCAACAGCCCUAUGCCUAUUCACCCCCAUUUCGGUUUGGGACGGUCCCUAAUGGAAGCACUGAGAGGAACAUCCGGAACAAUUACAAGGAGAUGCACGCCUAUAUGGUGAAAUAUAACCAGAAGGGAGUGGAGGAUGCCCUGGUCAGCCUGAAAACUGGGAAGCUGGAUGCCUUCAUCUACGAUGCAGCAGUGCUGAACUACAAAGCUGGCCGGGACGAGGGCUGUAAGCUGGUGACCAUUGGCAGUGGCUACAUCUUCGCCACCACCGGCUACGGGAUCGCCCUCCAGAAAGGGUCUCCCUGGAAGAGGGCCAUCGACUUGGCACUCUUGCAGUUCGUGGGUGACGGCGAGAUGGAGGAGCUGGAAACACUGUGGCUGACGGGGAUCUGUCACAAUGAGAAGAAUGAGGUCAUGAGCAGCCAGCUGGACAUUGACAACAUGGCGGGCGUCUUCUACAUGCUGGCAGCCGCCAUGGCCCUCAGCCUCAUCACCUUUGUCUGGGAGCACCUCUUCUAUUGGAAGCUGCGCUUCUGCUUCACCGGCGUCUGCUCUGACCGGCCCGGAUUGCUCUUCUCCAUCAGCAGGGGUAUUUACAGCUGCAUCCAUGGCGUCCAUAUUGAGGAGAAGAAGAAGUCCCCCAGCUUCACCUUGACCAGCUCCCAAACCAACAUGUUGAAACUCCUGCGGACGGCCAAGAAUAUGACCAACAUGACCAACCUGAACCCCUCUCCCAAACGGACAGCGGACUUCAUCCACAGGGGUUCUCUGAUCAUGGAUAUGAUGAUGGACAAGGGGAACCUGAUGUUCCCUGACAACAACCGGACCUUUCCGCCAAAGGAGAACAUUUUCACAGACAACAUGAGUGACCUGCAGACCUACAUGGGCAACCGGCACAAGGAUAACCUCAACAACUAUGUUUUCCAAGGCCAGCACCCCCUGACGCUCAAUGAGUCCAACCCAAACACAGUGGAGGUGGCUGUGGCCACCAAAGCAGAGGGGAACUCACGUCCGAGACAGCUGUGGCGGAAAUCGGUGGAGUCCUUGCGCCAGGAGUCCCUUCGCCAGAGCCAAGGUCCACCACAAGAGACAGAUUCGGAGAACCGGCAGCACUCCCUGAAAGGGUCCCGGUUCCUCCCUGAAGAGAUCAUUCGCUCUGACGUUUCGGAUACCUCCUGCCACGCGGAACCAGCCGAGACCAACAACAAACCCCACAAGUCCAAAGACAACACAAAGAAGAGGCCUGUAGCCAAAUACCCGAAGGACUGCAGUGAUGUUGAGUUGACAUAUCUGAAAAACAAAUCCCUGCCCCGGGAUAAAAUCUACAUCAUUGACGCGGAGAAGGAGCGCGGCUUCCGUCUGGACACACCCCAGUAUAUUGAGAACAUUAUCCUUCCGGAGUCGGUGGGCUUUUCGGAGGUGUAUCAGGAGCCCGACGAUAGCUACCACCCGGCAGAGUCGUCGAGUAACAGGACCGCUUUGCCUGAUGAGGAAAGCCUUCCGAGCGAAGACCAGUACAAGCUCUAUUCCAAGCACUACGCUGCGAAGGAGAAGAACGAGGCCAACGAGCGCUACCGACAGACAGCCACCCAUUGCCGUAGCUGUCUGUCCACUUUGCCUGCCUACGCCGGGCACUACUUGAGCCGCUCGCCCUACAAGUGUGACUCCUGCCUGCGGAUGGGGAACCUCUAUGACAUUGACGAGGACCAGAUGUUGACGGAUGCAGCUGCUGAGACUGUGCCCCGGGCAGAGAGCUACCGCCACAACUGGGUCCAGAACAACCAGACGCAGCCACCCAAGAAGAGCAAGCUGAAGAUCGGACGGCAGCGUUCCUUCGACAAUCUUUUUGAGAAGGCCAGGGAGGCUGAUGCUGCAGCAAGACCAUCCCGCAGCAUCAGCCUCAGAGAGCGGGAGAAGCUCCUUGAAGGCAGUGGCGGCGGCGGAAGCGGCCUUUUUGCGAGCCACUUUAACGCUGCCCCGCAAAGCCAAUUCUUGAGCAACAAUGUCCCGCUUUUCACCCGCACUCUGGACGAUGGGAAGAGGGUCCGGUCAGCAUAUCCUGACCUCUCGGCGGAGACCCCUUUCCUACACUCGCUUUGCGGUGGCAGCGACGACCAGGCCGCAGCCCUCGGGCGCAGUCCGGGGAGCCUUUAUCGACUCUCCUUGCCGACCAAAGGGGCGAGGAAUGAUAAUUACUCCCGGUCGUCGAUAAAGUCGACCGCCUCGUACUGUUCCAGAGACGGACGGGUCCACAACGACGUGUACCUUUUGGAGCCUGGGUUGCCUUACGCUGCAAAUCAGUUUAGCUCCUACACCACGCCGAGGGUGAUAAAUUCCUGCAGCAAUAGACGCAUAUAUAAGAAGAUGCCUAGCAUCGAAUCGGAUGUUUAGCGGUUCAUUUCCCUCCCCACAUUCCCCGAUUAAACACUUUUUUCUCCAUAGGGAAACAUAGUUGCCAGCAUUCUCUCCAGGCGGACGGGGAAAAUUCCUUGGCGGAUUGGCAACUAGUCAAAUUUGUGCGCCAAGCGGUUAUGUAGUUGCUCAAGGAAAAAAAAAUUGGAAAUUAUGAAAGAGAAAAUAUCUCUCUCCAAGGGCAUAUCUCUACUACACACCUAGGUUUUGUUUAAUAUGGCUUUAAAGGGAAUUGGAAUUUCUUCAUGGCACUUUGGAUUUCAUGCUACAGAUCCCAAGCUCCUCUCUAAAAUGUAUUAGAUUCACCUAUACGUAGUUUGAUAUGGCCUUUGAGCCAACUGGAAAUUAGAAUUUCAAGAUGGCGCUUUGGGUUCAAUGCUAAAGAUCCCAAGUCCCGUUCAUGAAAUGCUACAAUUCCCUGGAAAUAUGGAGAAUUUGGAGAAUUUGCAGUCUGUAGUGUAAAUAUACCCUUGGGGUGAGUUCAAAAAUGAGCGUUGCGGAUGGACAUCAGAUGUCGGGAUCAACCCACCGAUUCCUGUUGGCAACUAUGUUAUUUUUCUAUUAUGAUGGUUCUUUUACCUUUUGUCCGUCGGACCAUGUCCUUCCAGCACUUUCGCCCCCCCCCCUUGUAAUUCUGUCCUCCCAAACUUUUAUUUUAUUUUUUUGAAUAGAGAAAUAAGCAAUAUGGUAUGCAUGUACUUUGACACAGAGCAACUACAAAAACAAAGACAAAAAAAAAUGUUUAAGAAUGCAUUUGCACACUGACAAAACGGUAAGACUUGUCAAAGAGAUUAGAAAGUUAGUCUUUUUUCUAAAAAAAAAGAAAUAUAUAUACAGAUAUAGAUAUAUAUAUAUAUAGCUAGAGCUAUAUGAUUUAGUCUCAUCUUUGUUUUUUAAACACAGUCAAACAAAAGAGAAAAAAAACCUAAUCUCAGGGCCCAUGAAUGGAAAACGAUAUUGUGUUCAUCUGUGUCUGUCUUACAGAGACCAAGGCUGGCUUCCACCACGGACUCCUCCUCCUCCUCCUCCCUUGCCAAAUCCCAUAGAAAGGAGUGGAAGGGUCCUAAUUGCUAAAUGAGGCUCACUUGUUCCCAAACUGGGAGAUGUAGUGUGCAACUGGGAAUGGAGAAAUAUGUCACAGGAAAGGGCGAGGCAGAUGGGCCAUGGGUGUUCCUCUCCCAUCUUUCCAUAGAGACUGUGGAGACCACACUAGUCCCCAUUGAAAGCAAGUGUGGGGGAGGGCUUCCCUAGGACCCCUGCCAGGUUAGCCCCCUUGACCCGGUGAGACAGGUUGGAAGAGAGGGAGCAUUCUCUUGGCAUUUCUGCAUCAUGGCCAAUCUGGCAUCAAACCUAUUGGGGAACCUCUGUUGUCCAACCAAUCAAGGACCCCAGUGCCCAAUCUAUCAGGGGAUCUCUGAUUGGUUGGAAUCUAUUAGGGAUCUUUGACAUCCAACCUAUCAGGGACUUUGGUGUCCAGCCUAUGAGGAUACCUUAAGGCAGGGGUUCUCAAUCUGUGGUUCUCCAGAUGUUUUGGUCUUCCACCCCCAGAAAUCCUAACAGCUGGUAAACUGGCUGGGAAUUCUGAGAGUUGUAGGACAAAACACCUGGGGACCCACAGAUUGGGAACCACUGCUUUAAGGAAACCCUGGCAUCCAACCUAUCAGAGACCUCUGAUGUCCAACCUAUCAGGGACCCCAGUGUCCAACCUACUGAGUUCCUCUGAUACCUAUAGGUACUUUUGAAUAGGUUGGACUCUAUUGGUAUUUCUAAUAAGUUGGAGCCUAUUGUCACCUCUGAUAGGUUGGAACCGAACAGGGGACCCCAGGUGUCCAGUCAAACCAUGGCUAGAUGUCUCUUCUGCCAACCGAAUGUAGAUUUCUAGACGGUUCCCCUAUCUAGGGAUUAACCUGUCUCACCCAUGGAGGGGUGUUCUCUUUUUCCUCGGGCCUCUCCCUAUGCACGGAAGAGGUUUGCAAUGGCUUCUUCUGGUGGUUGUUGCAUGUUGUUUUACAUUGGAGGAGACAUUCCGGUGUGGAGUCUAUUGGCACUGCAGCCAAAAAAAGCAGACCUGGAUGGAUAGCACUUUAUGGUUGAUGUCACUUUAAAAAAGGUUCACUUUAGUCUCAAAAGAGUCUUGUUGACUGUAGGAAAGAGGCAAGAGGGUUUGGGCAGUAGAUAGGGUCAGGGGUGCAUGCUUCCUUUUGUUCAUGCGACACACUGGCCUCAAUCCUAGUCUUAGUUCCAACAGCAGUAGACCCGUCAAUGGGACUGACCCAAGUGUUGAGUCAUCAGUAGAAUGAGUCUACUCUAAUAGGACCAGUGCAGUUGACCCAUCAAUACAAGUGUUGAUUUGUUGUUCAACAAUGAUUGAAUAGGUUUACUCAAUUGGAAACCAGUGCAAUCAACCCAUCAAUGGGAUUGGCCCAAGUGAUGAAUCGCCAUUCAUCAAUGGAAUGGGUCUACUCCAUUGGGAACCAGUACAGUCAACCCAAAAGUGAGGUUGUCCCAAAUGUUGAUUUGUCCAAUAAUGAUUGAAUAAGUUUGCUCAAUUGGAAACCAGUGCAGUCGACCCAUCAAUGGGAUUGGCCCAAGUGUUGAAUCGCCAUUCAUCAAUGGAAUGGGUCUACUCCAUUGGCAACCAGUACAGUCAACCCAAAAGUGAGGUUGACCCAAAUGUUGACUUGUCCAAUAAUGAUUGAAUAAGUUUGCUCAAUUGGAAACCAGUGCUGUCAACCCAUCAAUGAGAUUGACCCAAGUGUUGAAUCGCCAUUCAUCAACGGAAUGGGUCCACUCCAUUGGGAACCAGUACAGUCAACCCAUCAGUGGGGUUGACCCAAAUGUUGAAUUGUUGUUCAACAAUGAAUUGAAUGGGUCUACUCCAUUGGGACCAGUAAGUAGAUCCAUCAAUGCGAUUGAUCCAAGUAUUGAGUUACCAUUAAGAAACUGAUUGAAUGGGUCUACUUCAUUGGGACUAAGGCAUAGGAUGCAAGGACCAGGUGGAUUGUGACCCCUUUCCCAAAGGCAGCCUUGUUGAGCCCAAACCGAUCCUACAUUCCAGGGAGAAGAUUCUGGAGAGACCCGUUUGGGGACUGAAGCCAAAAAUUAGGGGGGAAAGGAAACGUAGGCCCAAUGCAUUGCACUUGUCAGGUGUUGGUUUUCAUGUCCAGAUACUUCCAUUUUGUUGCGCGGUUGCUUAUAUUUUGUAACCAAAUGGGUUUGUAGAAAACACACACACAACUUCCACCGUCCGACAUCGCAACUCUGAAAUCUCGACACAAAUUUCGGUGUUUCUUAUUUUCGACCCCAAAGGUCUUUGUGUAUGGAGCACGCGUCUGUGAAGCCGUAGAGACUUUGUGACCUUAACUUGAAUCCUCAGUGUGUCCAUGUCUCUCCUGUGUUGGUGAUGAUAACUCAGGGCUGUAUAGUAUCUCUCCCUCCCUUGUCCCUUCUCAUUGCUCCAAAACACGGAUCGUCGUUGCCAAAAUAAUGGUCACUCAUUUGUUUACAACCAAACAUCGGUGUUCAUUGUCCUGAACCUAUGAUGCCAGCAGCCAUAGAUGUGGAAUGGACUCGACCAGGAAUGCCGCUCCAUCUUGUUUUUUUUCCCCACAGCACUUCUUUCCGGUGAUAUCUAUAAGCAUGUUUGGACAUUUCGCAAAACGCAUCUGAAAUAUUCGAGAUCUGCACCUGAUUUAUAUAAUCCCAUAGAUCAUGGCUGGGGAGGCGUCCAUUUUGGCUGCCCUCUACCUCUGAAAUAAAGAGAAGGAGUCGACGAUGGGGGCAUCGCCUCCCCCAAAAGAUAAAUCCUGAUCCCAAAUGAAUGUUUUCCCCCUUCCAUCCUCAAAUUUCUAGCAUUGAGAUACUGAAAAAUCUGGACUUCUCUUUGCUGUGUUUGCAUUGCCUUGUGGUCACUUUGCCUGUUGCUUUUCUCUGAAUGCUUUGAAUGCUUGAACUCUAAAUGUUCGAAGGAGGUUUCAGGUUACUGCAAUGCUAGACGUGUCGGAAUGGAAGGGAAAUCUCAUUGUGGGGAGGAAUUGUUCUGAUUUGGGGAGGGAAUGCCUUCAUUUUGCCUCUGCCCCAUCGUUAGUCCUGCUGGACUCGGCAUUAUAUCAAUAUGCAGUAUGUGAAUCUACUCUGCCUUUUCUUUGAAAUGAGGAGAGGAACUCAGAUCUUAAUUUGUCAGUAUCAGUUUAUCCCCCAUGGAUCAAUUCUGGUUAAAGCAAAACAGGAUCUUUUAUGAAUCCUAGAGGUUAUAUGCAAAGACAUAGCUGCCUUAGCCGGGAUCCGUAGUGAAAAGCGUUUCUUGUUGCAUUUAAGAAAACAGUCUAGGAAAGCUACCAAUUCUCUUUUCUCCAUCAAAGGUCUUGUAACAUCCCUUUGUAUACAGAGAGGUAAUUAUUAGAUCCAUUGUGUCUUCUCCUAUGGUUGAGCUUGGGAUGGCUUGCAAGGGAAUGCCCAUUAAAAGUCACCAGAAGUUGGGAAUCAGGUUUUUUUUAAUGUCAGGAGCGACUUGAGAAACUGCAAGUCGCUUCUGGUGUGAGAGAAUUGGCUGUCUGCAAGGACAUUGCCCAGGGGAUGCCCAGAUGUUUUGCCAUCCUUCUCUCAUGUCCCCACAUGAGAAGCUAGAGCCGACAGAUGGGAGCUCACCCCGCUCUCUGGAUUCAAACUUCCGACCUUUUGGUCAGCAGUCCUGCUGGCACAAGGGUUUAACUCAUUGCGCCACCAGGAGCUCCUGGGAAUGAGGUGAAGACCCUCAAUGCUCAUUGGCAACCUAAGGCCCUUUCUGUCAGAUCGGAUGGGCUUCAUCAUAUAGCCAAUGCACAUGGCCAGAAAUGGAUCCGAAGCAGUUGAGAACAACUUCGGAAUCCAAUCUAUGAACAUCUCCUCUGUUCACAAAAGUAUUUGGUAUCAAAUGAGAAUAGGAAAGUGCUUUCCAAUUGGACAGUUUUGCCAUUUUAUUUUGAUCCUUUAGAAACUGCAUCCUGUAUCAAUGCCAAAAGGUUAGAUCUUGGCCUUAGAAGAUAACCAUGGAAAGUCCUAUAUUGUGCUUCCAUUUGUUCUAAAUUUUUAGGAUAUUCAACUUUUCUUCUAGCAAUGCUACUGAAAAUGGUGGUCCAUGGGCUGGUAGUGGUCCGUCUGCUGUGACUUCCUAGGAAAGGUUGAAAGAGUGAAAGCAUAUGAGGAAAACAACCCUGCCAGUCCACUGGGAAAAUGCUCAUAUCAGCCACCAUUUUGGGUUAUCUAGGCUGCUGGUCUUAAAGAAACUAUGGUUUAAAUUCAGGAUCAGACUGAUGAACAUGUAACAGGAGUAAUACUGUUGUAGCGGAAGCGCUAUUCCUACACAGUGCCAAUUAUAUGGUCAAGAUUGUAACUGACCCCCCAAAACGUACUGUAUUUCUUCAAUUCUUAGAAUCACAGGUGUAUCUUAUGUAUUUUUGUUGACAGUGCUGGUCCCAAAAUUAUAACUGAUGGCAUCUUACAAUUGAAGAAAUACGGUAUCUUAUCAGGUGCCCAUUCCAUGGAGGGAAGGGGUCCUCUUCCUUUUGGUGAUCCGGAUAUUAAUGAAUGAGGUCCCCCUCCCUUGGCUCUGAAUUGUCAAUCAGAACCAGGACCCCUCUUGCAGCUUUACAAUUGAGGGGAAAUGGGGUGAAACGCCAAUCAUAAGAGACCCCCUUCUCUCCAUGCGGUUGAUGCUUAGCAGAGUAGAUGUGGAUUGUAAACCAGGUUACGCAACUAAUGUCAUUACAUAACCAAGUGGCGCAUGGAGAAUUCCAACCUGGGCUGCCAUUCUUAAUUCAUUGCGCCGUUUUAAUCAUCCCAGUGAGUCCUUUGUGGCAAGCAAACGACUCAAUCUUUCGCCCUGUUGCAGUGUUUUAUGCAUGCAGAGCCUCUUUGGAUCCUUUCCUUUCCCCCCAAUAUAGAAAAUCUGCAUUCAUUUCGAGGGUUGUGUUUGUAGUAUCGUCUCAUAUGCAGCUGUCCAUUGGUGAAUGAGCAGAUGCAUUUGCAAGGACGUUGAGUGUGCAACAACGUCGCAGUUCAAUUGCCGAGGAACGCCAUGGGAGCAAAUUGUGUGCCGCCUCCUCGUCUGGGCUCCCUCUCAGCCGUAGUUCAUUCUGUCGCGGCGUCCCCUUGCGCGGCACCGCAGGUCAUUGACCCAAUGCAGAGGAGCAUGACUCAUGCCGCUGAGAACGCUUUCCGUGGAUUCAGAAUAUGGUAAUGUUCCCAACUCCUCAGAGUUUAAUAGCUGUAAUGUAACCUUGUCCAACAAGACCACAUUUAGAUCUUACCCGAUCAUUACAAAUUCGGGUCAUUCGAGAAGUGUCCUCAUGGCACUCCCUUAUAGCACGAAUUGCUUUUCUGUCCCCGAGUCUCAUCCUUCCUAUCAUGUCCUAGGACUCAAAUGAUUCAUUUCUUUCCGGAGCCGCUCCCCAUCUGGUCCGAUCUUAUUGUUCUUUUCCAUCCCCGCUCAGUCUUUCCUGCUUCCGACUUUGCUCCAAGUGCUUUGAAUUUGUACUUCUAAGCUUAUAUUUAGAGCAGAGAGAAAAGCAUUCUGCAGCCUUUAUGUUCUUAUUUGACUUGGUCUAACCACGACGCAGAAGUGCUAAAUCAUCAGCCAAGGGCAGACGGAGUAUUUUCCAAUUUCUAGUUUCGCUAUAAAACCCAAACGCAAAAUUAGGAUCACAAUGGGUGCCUGUAUUUUACUCCAGUGCAGAAAUUGACAUCUUUCCUCUUCUAAUACCAUUCGUGCAUGAAUCAUAACCAGCUGCAUUAUGUGAUAAUCCAUCCUUAGUUUUUUGGGACCUAUACAAAACCCUAAUGACAUUUGUACAGUUCCUUUGUGGCCCUAUUCUCAAGAUGUCAUGAUGGCCUCUUUGUUGCAUUUCGUUUGAAGGACACCUUGCUGCAAAUAUUUGUGAGGAAUGUUGUAAUGUUAUCAACCCAAAUGUUCUAGGUCUCCAAUUGUGCUUUUUCCUCCUCCCCGCUCAGAAGAAUAAUUAUUUUAAUAUUCCCUAUGCACUUUCCUGUUCUUUAACCCCAUGAGGUCCAGACACUGUCUUCCACUCUUUUUCUUCAAUUUCUCAAGUAUUUCCUCCAUUGAAACUAGUACUGGGCCAGUUCUGAUAAAUAAUAGGUCGCAUUCUUCCAUUGCUGGUUGUCAUCUGUCCUUGGGUCUCCCACAUCCAAACCAUGGAUCAAUCCAUCUUUUUCUCCUAUAAGGAGAUAUUAGGAAACAUCAGGACACAGGUCAAGGCUGGAAUUCACAUUGGCUUGUAUCAUUGCUUAUGUUUCUCAGGAUUUGGUUGCACAGAGAUGGUCUCAUCCUGUAAUAUGAAACAGAUACAGUUCCAAAAUGAUAGUGUUGUGCUCCCACUUGAAAAUAAGCAGAGAUGCAAUUAUAUUUCCCAAAGCAAGAAGUAAAUACUCAGGCAGUUGUGUUGUAAGGAUGGGUGAUGUUGCUCAGCUCAUUCUUGGUGUGCACUAUGAAGGCAUUGAGGAUUGUAUAACCACAGAGUUAAGGAAAAGUCAUUGUUUCACCCACCACUGACCUGGACCUCAUUGAAUAUUCUUCAUGUUGACCUCCACAUAGUUCAAUCCAUGUGUGGUAGAACUUCAACCAAGAUUCAGUGCAUGCACUGUAGAAGGUUCAACCCAUCCAUGGUAGGACUCCAACCAUGACUUGAUCCAUCUGUGAUAGGACAUGGUUCAGUCCAUUUGUUGAUGGACUUCAACGCAUCUGUAAUAGGACUUGUCAUAACUCUAUUUGUGGUAGGAUUCCAACCAUGAUUUCAUCUAUCUGCAGUAAGACUUCCACAGUGUUUCAUUUCAUCCAUGGUAGAAGAUACAACUAAUCUCUGGUAGAACUCCCAUGGUUUGAUCCAUCUGUGAUAGGACUUCAUGGUUCUGUCCAUCCAUGGUAAGACUUCAAUCCACCCAUAGUAGGACUCCACUAUGGUUUGAUCUAUCUGUGGUAGGACUCCAACCAUGGCUCGAUCUUUCUGUGACCAAACUUCAAUCAUGGUUCAACCCAUCUGUGAUAGGACUUCUACCAUGGUUUGAUCCAUCUGUGAUAGGACUUUAACCAUAGUUCAUUCCAUUUGUUGAUGGACUUUGAUUCAUCUGUAAUAGGACUUCAGUCAUAACUAUCUCUGGUAGGAUUCCAACCAUGGUUUGAUCUAUCUGCAUUAGGACUUCCACUAUGUUUCAGUUCAUCCAUGGUAGAAGGUUCAACUCCUCUUUGGUAAGACUCCAACUAUGUUUUGAUCUAUCUGUGAUUGAACUUUAUGGUUUAGUCCAUUCAUGAUAGGACUUCAACCCAUCCAUGCUCCAGACAUGGCUUGAUCUAUCCAUGGUAGAACUCCAACCAUGGCUCAAUUUUUCUGUGAUCAGACUUGAAUCAUGGUUCGAUCCAUCUGCGGUAGGGUUUCCAACAUAGUUCAGUCUAUCCCUGGUAGAACUUCAUCCCAUCUGUCAUCAGAUUCCAACCAUGGUUCAGUCCAUGUCAAUGUUGCAACAGUGCCCACCAAUUCUGGCUAGAAAAGGUAGGAGGAGAAGACCAUGACUUCUCCCUGACAGAGACCCUUGAAUGCUGCUUUCACUUAGACUGUUGGUAAGCUCCGGCUUGGUAUAUCCUUGCUCCGUAGAAGGUACCUAUAAACUCUCUGAAAUAGAACUCUGUAUAUCCCAGGUCUACUUCCAUUGAGUCUAGCUCCCUAGGACCAAUGACUGGAUACCAUCCAUGAGAAUGCUUCCAUGUAUUUAUUGUUAAAAUGCACCUGAGCACUUUAAAAACAUGUAAAAGAGGGGGGCACAUUGUGGGCAUUGUCCGAAUCUGCUCAAUGCAUGCAACCGAAAGGUCUUCGAAACCUUCUUUGUAUUGACGUCGUCUUUGGACACGAUCCAUCAGGAUUGUGGCCACAGGACCAGAGUCUUCCUUCCCCGCAUGAUGCCGCAUUGUACCAAAGACGCCCAGCGCUCCAUUCGUCCCUUCCCCCAGCAAAUUAUUUUGCAUAUUGAUUUAAAUUAUUUUGCAAGAAAGGUAUAUUUUCCAAUUGUCAAAUAUAUAUAUCUAUACAUAUAGCCUCUAUAUUUCCAGCUUGCUUUUUGCAAAUCCUAAAAUGACUGUGUCGCGCUUCCCCAUUGACCUGAAAUAAGUGUUAAUUCACAAUUUAGCAACCAACUAAAUUGCUUUUUAUAAUGAGCCUUUCUUUCUAUUUUGGAGGGAGGAAUUGGCCAAACCACUUACUGCCUGGGAAAACCCUAUGACAUUCCCUGUUAAGACCCAUAAAGGGAACAUUUGGGAAGGCAGGAUAUUCCCUCUUUCAAAACCCAAAAGCAAA
Anolis sagrei ordinatus is the source of this 15025-nucleotide messenger RNA. RefSeq names its product glutamate receptor ionotropic, NMDA 2A. Gene Ontology annotation, biological process: long-term synaptic potentiation; excitatory postsynaptic potential; monoatomic ion transport. NCBI's taxonomy places the organism in Eukaryota, Metazoa, Chordata, Lepidosauria, Squamata, Anolidae. The record is from RefSeq and is a predicted model, not a curated record. Gene Ontology annotation, cellular component: plasma membrane; NMDA selective glutamate receptor complex. Gene Ontology annotation, molecular function: NMDA glutamate receptor activity.